Messenger RNA from Eriocheir sinensis (Chinese mitten crab), 2203 nucleotides. RefSeq lists its product as uncharacterized. The transcript is spliced from 2 exons. Bases 249 to 1280 code for a protein of 343 amino acids. The record is from RefSeq and is a predicted model, not a curated record. Lineage: Eukaryota; Metazoa; Arthropoda; Malacostraca; Decapoda; Varunidae.
CUGAUGAAACUGUCAAUGAGACAAUGCCAUUUUUAUCGAAUAACUCGAUCACUUGAUCGAAACCAUUGACAGUUUUCACAGUGGCAAGCCAAAUAUUCACCUCAGGAUGCCAUACAGUAGUGGAGCUUGUCAGUUGUCACCUUCGGUUAGGCUGUCGGAAGGAUGUGCGAUUACGUCACCGGGCUCUACUGUGUGAUAAAAGUCAUCAGUGGAGAGACAGAGUGUGUGGUACGAGCGUGACUCGGGAGAUGUACAGGCUGAUAAACAAACAUAUAAUGGAGGGUGGAUCCUUUGAUUGGACUUACCCUGAACGCCCUACAGCCCACCGCUCUCAGGAAGAAUGUUUGGAGUGUCCUUACAGUGGUGCUGCCGACAGCCGUUCUACGCCCGACCGCUCUCAGGAUGAAUAUUUUGAGUCUACCAUCGGUGGUGCGUUGUCUAUUGCUUCUGAACAGUGCAUGGAGGACUAUGAUAAUAUUGGCAGGUCCUCUGCAUUGGAUGCUGACUGUUCCUUUACGGUGGAGUUACCCAAUGAUCCAGUCAUUUCAGUGCAUGAAAAAUCUAUAGAAAAUAAACCGCUAUCAAAAGAAAAUUUAACUGAUAAUCAACCAGUGACCUGGGAAGUUGUUCCUGGUGGUACAAAACGAGGAAAGCCAAGGUUGCACAGUUCUGAUGGCCACACGUACACAAUAAGAAAAGGAACUGAAUCGGUGACAUAUUGGACUUGCAGCAUCCGUCAAAAGGAUAACAAGUGUCGAGCUAGUGUAGUUCAGCGAGGCGUAACCUUCAAGCCAGGACAACACACUCACAGCCAUCCCGCCACACCAGGACUCCUUGCUGCAACCACGGUAUCAGUAGCCGUCAAAAAGAGAUGUGCACAAGAUUACUUUACCUCCGCAACCCAAAUUGUAGAAGAGGAACUGGCCACAUACAAACACGACCACCCUAAUGCCCAUCAGUUACCCAAACAAAGCAGCCUUAUCAAACAGGGUAACCGACACCGUCAGUCUCAAAGGCCACAUCACCCAUCUCAUCUUGACUUUGAACUCGUGUCUGACAGUCUGCCGCCAGAUUUCAUUCAAACAGAUAUCAAAAUAGGCGACAAUGGCAACCAGAAUAGUUCUCGCCACAUUACCAUGGCCACCAAAAAUCAAUUUAGUCUCUUAAGCAAUACUAAGCAGUGGUAUAUUGAUGGAACGUUUAAAAUAGUCAGAAAUGGUACAUACAUGCCUUCCUUAAAGCAGAACAUGCAAAGCAAGUGCCCCUCUUGUUUGUUUUGAUGAGUGGAAAAAGACAAGACUACGUCAAGGUGUUCCAAGCCAUCAAGCAGUUGCUGAAGCAAGACCCAGAUGUUAUGGAAGUAAUAAUGGAUUUUGAAGUAGCAAUGUGGAAUGCAAUAAGAGAAGUGUAUCCAUCGGUUCAUUUGCAUGGCUGCACUUUUUCACUGGGCACAUGCAGUCUGGCGGAAAGUGCAACAGGUUGGCCUGGCGACUGCAUAUAUAGAGCGAGGACCAGUAUACGAUUUUGUACGUCAACUCCUAGCUCUUCCCUACCUCCCUAAACGACAUAUCCGACCAGCCUUUGAAGAACUCCAGGAAAAAUCACAGCAAUGCGAACAUACGAGAAAACUAAGAUUAUAUAAGGCAAACAUGGCUUAAUUGGUAACACCGUCUGGUCAGUGGGCAACUGGUGUGCGUUCCGACGAUUGGUUCGCACAAACAAUGACAUCGAGGGCUGGCACCUACGCAUCAACACGCGAGCAACAAAGCACAACCUUUCAAUGUACCUUCUCAUCCCGCUUCUUCACAGAGAAGCCACGAUGGUUGAUUUACAGCAACAGCUGGUUGCUGGACACACACUAAGGUCAUCCACAAGAAAGGGAAAUCACGACAAGCAAGUCCGUCUCCGGAAGUUAAUUGUGGGAUGCUUACGAGGAAAAAUCCAUCACCACUACUAAAUUUCUAAGAAGCUGUCAGCGUCUUCUUCCGAGUCCAACAUAUGAUUAACAAUUAUUUUGCGCAUGUUUUCUCUAAAAUUGUGGUAGUUCCCCACCAAGAUUUUUAGUUACCUUUUAAAAUUUUGUUGAUGCUAUUGUUUUGUAACAACGCAAUUGUAUGUACCUUUUGAUCUAUUUCUACAGCAAUAUAAAAAGAAUUAUGGGGUUUUAUUUUUCAUAUACAGACAAUGAUCACACUCUGACCAG